CUCACACCUCCCCCAGCUCACCUCCUCCCCACCCCAGCAUGGCCGCGUCCACCAUGUCCAUCUGCUCCAGCACUUGCUCUGACUCCUGGCAGGUGGACGACUGCCCAGAGAGCUGCUGUGAGCCCCUAUGCUGUGCCCCCAGCUGCUGCGCCCCGGCCCCCUGCCUGACCCUGGUCUGCACCCCAGGGAGCUGUGUGUCCAGCCCCUGCUGCCAGGCAGCCUGUGAGCCCAGCCCCUGCCAAUCAGGCUGCACCAGCUCCUGCACACCCUCAUGUUGCCAGCAGUCUAGCUGCCAGCCAGCUUGCUGCACCUCCUCCCUCUGCCAGCAGGCCUGCUGCAUGCCCGUCUGCUGCAAGCCCAUCUGCUGCAAGCCUUCCUGCUGUGUGCCUGUUUGCUGCAAGCCCGUGUGCUAUGUGCCCACCUGCUCUGAGGAUUCCUCUUCAUGCUGCCAGCAGUCUAGCUGCCAGCCAGCUUGCUGCACCUCCUCCCCCUGCCAGCAGGCCUGCUAUGUGCCCGUCCGUUGCAAGCCUGUCUGCUGCAAACCCGUCUGCUGUGUGCCUGUCUGCUCUGGGGCUUCCACUUCAUGCUGCCAGCAGUCUAGCUGCCAGCCGGCUUGCGGCACCACCUCCUGCUACAGACCCUUCUCCUCCGUGUCCCUCCUCUGCCGCCCCGUAUGCAGGCCUGCCUGCUGCGUGCCUGUCUCCUCCUGCUGUGCCCCUGCCUCCUCCUGCCAGGCCAGCUGCUGCCGCCCGGCCUCCUGCGUGUCCCUCCUCUGCCGCCCCGCGUGCUCCCGCCCGGCCUGCUGA
Molecule: messenger RNA, 806 nt
Organism: Nomascus leucogenys (northern white-cheeked gibbon)
Lineage: Eukaryota; Metazoa; Chordata; Mammalia; Primates; Hylobatidae
Cellular component (GO): keratin filament
Source: RefSeq, a predicted model, not a curated record